AUGCCCUCCCCCAUGGAUACCGUUGGGUCCUCAAUUUCCUCCAAGGCAUCCAGAUCCUCCGAUGACGGUAACUUGUACAAUUGUCAUGUCGAUAUCAGCGGCGUAGAUGAAAGAAAGCUCUUGCGGAAGAUUGACAUUGCUCUGGUACCUUGGUUGUCGUUUUUGUAUUUGCUAAGUUUUUUGGAUCGUACGAGCAUCGGAAACGCCAAGCUCUAUCAUCUGGAAGCCGACUUGCAUAUUACGGACAGCCAAUAUCUGCUUGCAUUGACGGUCUUUUUCUUCAGCUAUUCGUUGUUUGAGGUCCCCUCAAAUGUGUUUCUAAAACGCCUGCGCCCAUCUCUCUGGUUGUCAUCUCUCAUGCUGCUUUGGGGUAUAAUGAUGACUGUUCAAGGCUUAGUGCACAACUACGGUGGCCUUUUGGGUAUGCGAUGGAUGUUGGGAAUGUUUGAAGCCUGCCUAUACCCAGGCGUCAAUUUCUAUCUGUCAUGCUGGUAUAAGCGAACCGAGUUUGGACUGCGGGCGGCCAUGUUCUUCUCCGCCGCUACAGUGUCUGGAGCAUUUGGAGGCUUACUAGCGGCUGCCAUAUCAAACAUGGAUGGAGUCGGCGGAAAACCCGCUUGGGCUUGGAUCUUCAUCCUCGAAGGUCUCCUCACGGUCGUUGCAGCACUCGCCUCAUAUUGGAUCAUCCAAGACUUUCCUGACACGGCCAAAUUUCUCUCCGAAGCAGAGCGGACCGUAGUUGUUCGGAGAUUACAAGCAGACAGCCAGUUCAGUGCGGCCGGCGAGAAAUUUAAGAUGAAAUACAUAAAGCAGAGUUUACUUGAUUGGAAGACUUGGAUCGGAAUGACGACUUUCGCCGGCAGUGCUAUGCCAUUGUACGCGUUCUCGUUGUUUUUACCCUCUAUUAUCAAUGAGCUGGGUAAGAAUAAUCGCUGGUCGUUCUGCAUAGAACAUUCAUUUUGUUUCUCUGAUUUUUUAGGUUAUACUGCUACACGGGCUAAUCUUCUGACUGUCCCUGUUUAUGUGUUUGCUUGCAUCGUAACAUGCAUCGUUGGCUUUUUCGGUGACAGAUGGGGCCGACGUGGUUAUCUUAAUAUCGUAUUCCUUUCCCUUGGCGCCGCCGGAUACAUCAUUCUCAUUGCAUCGCGAAAUGCUGCAUUGUCGUACUUCGCCGCGUAUCUUGCGACCUGUGGGAUUUUCCCUGUUGUUCCGAACACAGUCGCCUGGUUCUCUAAUAACAUCGAGGGGACCUAUAAGCGAGGCGUCACUCUGGGUAUGCUGAUCAGCUUUGGAAAUCUCAACGGCGCCGUUAGUUCAAACGUGUACCGUGCCAGUGAUAAGCCAUGGUAUACACUUGGACAUGGUAUGGUCCUCAUGUACAUUGGCCUUGGGAUAAUAUCGUCGAGUGUCUGCGUAUUUUUCUUAAACAGAGAGAAUAAGAAACGAGACAGGGGCGAGAGGGACGAAAUAAUUGGCGAGCUUACCAUGGUUGGGAACGAGAAAAAUGGUCGAUUUUCCACCCUCGCUGAUGCGAAAAUGGAGAAAGGCGAUAAAUGGAGUGGAUAUAGAUACACGUUAUGA
This is a messenger RNA of Desarmillaria tabescens, 1581 nucleotides long. Its product is annotated as MFS general substrate transporter. Gene Ontology annotation, molecular function: transmembrane transporter activity. Gene Ontology annotation, biological process: transmembrane transport. The coding region runs from base 1 to 1581 and encodes 526 amino acids. Gene Ontology annotation, cellular component: membrane. NCBI's taxonomy places the organism in Eukaryota, Fungi, Basidiomycota, Agaricomycetes, Agaricales, Physalacriaceae. The record is from RefSeq and is a predicted model, not a curated record. The transcript has 21 exons.